Molecule: messenger RNA, 170 nt
Organism: Paraglomus occultum
Lineage: Eukaryota; Fungi; Glomeromycota; Glomeromycetes; Paraglomerales; Paraglomeraceae
Source: the annotation of a GenBank genome assembly
AUGGCGCCUCGUGGAAACAAGUGUGUGAAAAGGGCUACUAUAAGAGAAGUUCAGGAAAAUGCUCCGCUUGUUAACGAUCAUAUAACUAUCAAUGAACAGAUCAGUGAUAAUCAUUAUGAUGAGAAUGAAUUGAAUUAUGCAAAUCUUUGGGAUAAAUUAGUUCCUGCAUG